AAGAGAUGAGAGCGCGCUGCUCGCUCCCCUCAGUGUAGAAGAAGAAGAAGAAGAAGAAGAAGUUGCAGAAGUCCCAGUGUCUCAGGCCAUUUUGCAGCGGUUGCUCCUCGGUUGUGGGAUCCGCGGCGGCCUCGGUCCCCUGUCCUCAGUGGAGGCUUCAGGAGGAUGCCGGGCCCGAGGAGGAGUCAUGAGAUCCAGUGUGUGUCGCCCGCGGCCCGACGAGCCCUCGCUGGGAGAAGAGCCGCAGGAAAGGCCGGGGCUGACGGGUUGGAGUAGGCCGCGGCCGGACGGCUGGGCUGGGGAAGGAGGGAGAGGACAGGCCGCUCCGGGGGAUCAUUGCGGGAGACUCGGCUGCGAGGCGGGGGCCCUGGCGGACAAAGGAGGCGGAGGAGCGGCCGGGGCGGCGGUGACAGGAGCCGGAGCUGCAACUACAGCGGCCACUGGGCACGGACAGGCCCCGGCCUCCACUUCCACGGCCCCGGGAACUCGCUGGAGACCGACGCUCAGAGGAGGCGCUGGGCCCGGCUCGUGCCUGAAGCAAAUCGUCCUCCUGCAGUUGGACCUGAUCGAGCAGCAGCAGCAGCGCCUCCAGCAGCGAGAGCGGGAGAUCGGGGAGCUCAGGGCCGACAAGGACACGCUCUUGGCCCGCAUUGAGCGGAUGGAAAGACGCAUGCAAUUGGUCAGAAAGGACAGUGAAAAAGACAGACCGCGCUCGUCUCAGACCAAGGAGCAGCCUGCAGAGAUGCCAGAGGGCCCCCUACCUGAGAGCGCCCGAGGGGGCAAGUUUCCUCCAGGGGCCUCACCUCACCUGACCAGCCUCACUUCCAAACCCUAUGGCUAUGGGCGCAAUGCAAAAGGACACAAAAGGAGAUCCACAUUCAGCAACGCAGAUCACAGGAGCCCAGUGAAAAGACUGACCUCUGACCUGGCCAAGAUAAAGGGCAAACUCAGCCAAUCACUGGCAGAAGCAGAGGACCCUGAAACUGGGGCGUCUCUUUCUGGGACUCCCUGCCAACGAGGAUUGCGCAACAAAGAGACCCCAGAGAAGUCGCACUCUCCAUUGGACACUCCCCUGAGAUCCACUUAUGGCUCCUCUAUUCCCCCCUCUCUAAUGGACAGCACUUCCGUUCAGUCAGACUUGCCCUACCUUACUACCACAGACAUGUAUCUUAGUCGCUGGCAUCAGCCUCCACCCUCUCCACUAAGAGAGCCCUCCCCAAAGAAAGAAGAGAGUGUGGCAAUUCCAUCAUGGAGAGAACACACGAUUGAGCCACUGCAGCUCACAGAGCCGUCAGAUAUCCCAGAGAAUCUGGAUGAUGCGGUGUUUGCAAAGAGACACGCAAAGUUAGAGCUGGAUGAAAAAAGGAGGAAGAGGUGGGACAUACAGAGAAUCCGUGAACAGAGACUCCUGCAGAGACUGCAGCUGCGGAUGUGCAAAAAGAAGGGGAACCAGGAAAGUGAGCCUGAGGUUACCUCUUUCUUCCCAGAUGUGGAUGAUGUUGAAUCUGUGAUGAUCACCCCUUAUCUUCCUGUCGUGGUGUUUGGUCGCCCACUGCCUAAAAUAACCCCACAGAAUUUCGAGCUGCCUUGGCUUGAUGAUCGGAGCCGCUGCAGACUUGAAAUGCAGAAAAAGCAGACCCCACACAGGACACCUCGCAAAUAGGUUGGACGGCCAGUCCCGUAAUAACCCUUUAAUGUAAUUCAGAGUGCAAUUGACAUGAUCAAGCCUCAUGGAAAGUGUUGCCUUUCAUCUUUAAACCCUGUGCUGCUAUGCCUUUCAGAGCAAUGUCCUGCAGCCCCGGACAGACUUCUAUUUAUUGGCCAAAUAAUAAAAGCUUAUUCCCUCUGACCUCAAGCCUGUAACAGAGUUGGGAGCUUGCGGCUGAAACCCAAGUCUUGCAAUCUCCCAUGUUGUUGUGAAGUGGGGGUAUAGAUGUCAUAAUGCCUAACACCCCUAUACACGGAUACUCUCUUAGGAAUAUACUAGUAAUGUUUACCACUCCCUUAUUGGUUCUUAAAAUGAAUUUGAAAUCUUUGUUGUACACACAGAUCCCAAAAGAGACUAAAGAAAGUGUAUAAAAUAAAUCAAUUAGUUAAUCUAUUCACCCAAGCUUUUUUGUCGUAGCCCGUCCCAGUAUCCCUGCUUCACAUAGAGGAGUGUGGGAGCAGUUUAUAGCCAGACCCAUCUCUGGGUACCGAUAGCUGAAACGUUGAGCCUUGGGGACAAUCCAAAAGAAACACAACCACAGCGUAGUGUUCCUCUUCUAUUGGCUUAUCUUUUUAAUAGAGAUUACUAUUAACUAGUACUUUUCAUAUUUGUCUAUGAAGCAUGUACUUUUCAUGUAUUCCUUCUGCCAGCAACAGAGUUCCCAGCAAACACACUGAUAAUGUAAUCCAUACUCCUGAUAGACCUAUUCGUAAGGGAAAGCCUAUGAACCAGUAGUGUAUAUUUGCACUGUCACUCUUAAUUGUAGAAUUAAUGCAAACAGUUACUGACACUGAAGGUGAGUAGCUGAGCCUGCCUGCAUGAGCUUGGAGAGCUAUAAACCUUCCUUUCCCAUUGCUUGGCAUAUACAAUGCUGUUCUCUUAAAGGAGAAGUAAAGUUUAGGUAAAAAAUUCAGAAUAUGUUGCAUAAGUUUGUGCCCCAGUCCCUGCAAGCCUCUGCAUGGCCCAUACACUUGUCAGCUCACUGGCCUCCAUGAUGUUGCACACCUGCAAGCCACUGGUGAACAUUGCGGCCAUAAACUGCUAAACGUGUUUUCAUCCUUCCUUUCUGCUAAACCGCUGGUUUAUUUUAAAACAUAAAAUAAGGAUAUAUAUAUAUAUAUAUAUAUAUCUAUAUUGGAAAGUAUGUUUACUUCUCCUUUAAUCAGACAACCGCAUCUUGCUGGUCAUUUAAACCACAAUUAAAUUUAACCCUUCCUUUUUCAUCUCUGCUCUGGCAAGACUGAGCGCUACAGCCCAGCAUAGAAAGUGUUAAAUAGAUUGAGAAUCCUCCCAAUAACAAGAGGGCAGUGGCACUUCCAACGUCGCCCCCCAGUGGGAAGGGGCUGCAACACAUUGCUCUGCAGAGAAGCGGGUGACUGGCAGAAAUUUUAGGUUGGAACGCAUUUACCCUUCUGGCAGACGUUUACAUUUCCCCCCGACUCUUCUCACCCCCCGCCUCCAGUUUUUUCUUUUUUUACUCUUAAUUGUAAUAUAAUGUUCAUGUAAAUAUUUUAAAAAGUCUGUGUUUUUCUUUUGUAAAUAAAUGAAUGAAAGAAUGGAAAGUGUGGGCAGGGAUUGAACGUGGGGGUUGAUGGGAAGCACUAGGAUAUGGCCAUUCCCAUGGGAAUACUCCCCUUUUUUACAAUAAAACUGCAAAGGUGA
Molecule: messenger RNA, 3370 nt
Organism: Xenopus laevis (African clawed frog)
Lineage: Eukaryota; Metazoa; Chordata; Amphibia; Anura; Pipidae
Gene: msl1.L
Product: male-specific lethal 1 homolog L homeolog
Exons: 8
Coding region: 188-1663 (491 amino acids)
Biological process (GO): positive regulation of DNA-templated transcription
Cellular component (GO): nucleoplasm; nuclear ribonucleoprotein granule; MSL complex
Molecular function (GO): chromatin binding
Source: RefSeq, a predicted model, not a curated record